Zymoseptoria tritici IPO323 is the source of this 1175-nucleotide messenger RNA. RefSeq lists its product as uncharacterized. The coding region runs from base 279 to 1175 and encodes 298 amino acids. The transcript is spliced from 2 exons. NCBI's taxonomy places the organism in Eukaryota, Fungi, Ascomycota, Dothideomycetes, Mycosphaerellales, Mycosphaerellaceae. The record is from RefSeq and is a predicted model, not a curated record. Gene Ontology annotation, molecular function: acyltransferase activity, transferring groups other than amino-acyl groups.
UCGUCCUCUGCGUGCACACGUCUUCACUGCUCGAAGAACAGAUAUUACAGCUCAGAACUUCUCCUCUUCUCUCUACGUGCGAUCUAUAUAUCUCUUAUCUUGGAGCUUCAAGUCAGCUGCUCCUCCGCCUCUACCCGCCAGAAACCCCCCGGAUACCGCAUGGGAAACCCAAAUUCGUUGAUGUCGUCUUUCGAACCCAUCUCCAAGAAGUCAGGCCGCACAUUCAUCCCGCUGAGUAAACCGAAUAAACCGCUGUAUCCCGACUCCAAUCCGCAAUCAUGGACAAUGUCGUGAAGCCGAAGCAUGACAAGGUCCAUACCAUUUCCGCUGCAGCUAUCUCUCACGACGCAGGGAAGGCGGCCGUGAGCAGUAUUGCUACGGAGAUUCGAGUCACCACUCGCUCGUCAGCGGCUGCGAAAGUCGUUGCUGCGAAGAGUGGCGAUACAGCCAGGAAUGACAACCUCAAGACUCCUAGCGGUAGCAGCAAUGCGGAUGGAGUGCGUGUCCUGACUUUGGCCGAUUAUAAGGGCGCUGCUAUGUCUCUGGCCGAAGCCUUCAAGGACGACCAUUCGAGCAUGUACUUCACUCAUACGCCAGACCGAAAGGACUGGUCCGAACAGCAGCGUUGGGAACUGCAUGUCAAGAUAAUGGAGUACAUCACCUAUGCGCAUAUCUUGAAGGGUCUGGUACUCAGUGCUGGACCAAACUAUGAUUGCGUCGCACUUUGGAUGCCACCCGGCCAAAACAUGGACGACUACCUCACCAUCCUCCGCAGCGGCAUGUGGCGCCUCAACUACCAACUCAGCGCCGAAGGCCGCAAGCGAUUCUUCGACGAAUUCCUGCCCCUCCUCAACAGCACCAAAGCCCAAGUCCUCGGCGACCGGGACGACUCGAGCUGGUACCUCGUCUACAUUGGCACUCGCGCUUCCGGACGCGGUAAAGGCUACGCGAGGAAGGUGAUUGAUUAUGUCACCGAUGUGGCGGAUCGAGAGGGCAGGGCGUGUUAUUUGGAAAGCUCGAAGGAGGUGAAUCAGAGGAUUUAUGGGAGGAUGGGGUUUGAGGUUGUGAAGAAGGUGUAUUUGCAGAGGGAGAGGGAGGCGGUGGAGUUGGAUAUUAUGGUUAGAGAGCCGAAGAAGCGGGAGACGGACGGGGAUAGUGGGGUGUUUGUGGAGUGA